CAGUCCCAGGGCUGCAGCCGGGGGUGUAUGGGGGACCCCCAAGGCAGGAUGUCCCGGGAGCUCUGGUCUGGGGGUCCAGGCGCUGCUUGUCGCCCUGGGGAACCAUCUCUGGGUCGGGGGGCGGGCGGGCGUGCAAAUAAGCCCCGUUUAUAAUGAGAGACAAAGCACACUGAUUAUUUACAGAUGGGGUAGCCAGAGAGAAACAUUUGGACAUAAAUAUAUAUGCAAAAAAUAAAAACGAAAACCUGAGCCAUGCAAUCCAUAGAGAAAGACGGUCGAAGGCGGAGAAAAGAAAGCGCUUCUUCCUGCGGUGAACUAGGGAACUCCCUCCCGCAGGAGGCAGGGAGGGCCACCAACCUCGAUUCCGUUCCCAUAAUCCGUGGCAAGAAAGACGGGUUGUUAACCACCGGGGGUGGGUGGGGGAAUAUCGCCUAUCAACUCUCAGCCUCCUGAACUAACCGCGUUCCCCAGGAUCCUUUGGAAGCCAUGGCUCUAUCAAAGGGUCUGAUUCUGCUUUGCUUUAAACAAGGAUAAUAGAAGUAAUGAAUGAUACCAAUAAUUAAACUGGGUCUUCUCAUGUCAUUUGUAUAUCACAAAAAUAGCAAAAUAAAUAUGCAGGAAUAUCUGCAAUAUAUGUUUCAUUAUGAGUGUUCAAUGUAGGAUUCUUUGGUUCGUGAAUUGGUUUAAACAGAAGCAACAUAGCAUAGCCAAACGCCUAGUGAGGCAAGCUUGUGGUUGCUAAGGUUAAGUCGGAGUAAUACUCCCCUCCCCUUUUCAUGUUGGCUAAAGCCCCUUUGCCCUGAAGUUGGCCGGCUGGGAAGAAAAUUUUCUCUUUAUUUUUCCCACCCACCCCCCACAACUCGCCCAGCUAGUCCCUGAGGCCACCUGAGCCUCCAUUGACCAUGCUGGAUUCAGGAGUACCCCUAGGCAUAUGUGGCUGUGUGUGGGUUAAGCUAUGUCACACCAUCAUCAUUAUUAAUCCACCCUUCACCUUCAGUUCCCACGGCAGAUUACAACAUUAAAGUACAAUACUGUAUUAAAACCGUUUAAAACAACUUAAGGUCUCAGAAAUAAGAUGAGUCUUUCUUUACUUGCUUUUCAGUGCUGUCGCUUGGCUCCACCCACAUGUACUUUGAACUUACCCACGUCAUCCUCAGGGGAUUGGCCAGAGAAAGCUCAGAGUCUGGGCUGUGGUGCAGUCCAACCCUGGUUCCUAGAUUUGCUAGUGCUUCUAAUUAGGACAGACAGAACUUGGCAGAAGAAAACGGGAUCUCCGCGAGGCUUCAUGAGAACCCAAAUGGAUGAGCAAGACUCAGCUGACCCUGAAGCAGGAAGAGGCCAUGCUAUCAAAACUGGGAGCAGUGGGAAAUUCUGGGGAAACUCGGUGCAGAAGGUCCUGGGUGAGGAGGACACCCUCCACUCAGAGGUGCAGUGCCAGCAGUUCAGGCAGCUCUGUUCCCUGGAGGCUGAAGGACCCCGAGAAGUUUGCAACCAAUUUUACUGUCUCGAUGGUCAGUGGCUGAAGCCAGAAAGGCAUACGAAAGCUCAGAUGCUGGACCUGGUGAUCUUGGAGCAGUUCCUGGCUCUCCUUCCACUGGAGAUGGAGUGCUGGGUGAGGGAAUGUGGAGCAGAGACCAGUUCCCAGGCAGUGGCCCUGGCUGAAGGUUUUCUCCUGAGUCAGGCAGAGGAGAGAAAGCAGGCAGAGCAGCUGGGAAAGGAACUGUUUGCAGAAAUGGGCUUGGAUUCCUCAGAGAGGACUCUGUUGGAAACCAGAGAGAGGCCAUUGGGUGACCGAAUGAUGCCAGCAAGACCUGCUCAUCCAUCUUAUCAUGUUGCUCGAGGGAAAGCAGCGGCUGUGGACCCAGAUAAAGGUCCAGUGUGCUUUGAAGAUGUUGAUGUUCAUUUCACAGAUGAGGAGUGGGCACUGCUCGAUCCUGACCAGAGAACUCUGCAUAAGGAAGUCAUGGAGGAGAAUCGUGAGAUCAUGGACUCUCUCAUUGCUGAUGAAUUGGAAAUUAAGAACAAGAGAGACCCCUGCAAAAUCCAUACAGUGGAGAAGCCAUAUAACUAUAUGGUGUGUGAAGAGAGCUUCAGUCAGAGCUCCCAUUCCACUUCCCAUCAAAAAAAUCCCAUUGGGAAGAUACUCUGUCAGUGCUUGGAAUGUGGAAAGUCCUUCACCUGUAAGGAAAGUCUCACUUCCCAUCAAAGAAUACAUACGGGGGAGAAACCACAUCAGUGCUUGGAAUGUGGAAACAGCUUCAAUUCCAAGAGGAGUCUCACUUCCCAUCAAAAAACUCACAGCAGGAAAAAAUCAUAUCAGUGCUUGGAAUGUGGAAAAAGCUUCAGUCAAAGCUCCUAUCUCAUUUCCCAUCAAAGAACUCACAGCGGGGAGAGACCAUAUCAUUGCCUGGAAUGUGGAAGGAGCUUCACCUGGAAGGCAAGUCUCACUUCCCAUCAAAUAAUUCAUACAGGGGAGAAACCAUAUCAGUGCUUGGAAUGUAAAAAGCGCUUUAGUCGGAACUCCCAUCUUACUUCCCAUAAAAGAACUCAUAGUGGUGAGAAACCGUAUCAGUGCAUCGAAUGCGGAAAGAGCUUCAGUCAGAAGGGCCCACUCACUUCCCAUCAAAGAACUCACAGUGGGGAGAAUCCCUAUCAGUGUUUUGAAUGUGGAAAGAGCUUCACCUGCAAGGAAAGCCUCACUUCCCAUCAAAGAAUUCAUACAGGGGAGAAACCAUAUCAAUGCUUAGAAUGUGGAAAGAGCUUCACUUGGAAGGUAAAUCUUACUUCACAUCAAAGAAUUCAUACAGGGGAAAAACCAUAUCAAUGUUUGGAAUGUGGAAAGAGCUUCACCCAGAAGGAAGGUCUCACUUCCCAUCAAAGAAUUCAUACAGGGAAGAAACCAUAUCAGUGCUUAGAAUGUGGAGAGAGCUUCGCCUGGAAAGUAAGUCUCACUUCCCAUCAAACAAUCCAUACAGGGGAGAAACCACAUCAGUGCUUGGAAUGUGGAAAGAGCUUCAGUCGGAACUCCCAUCUCACAUCACAUGAAAGAAUUCACAGAGGGGAAGAGCCAUAUCAGUGCUUGGAAUGUGGAAAGAGCUUUAGUCGGAAGGAUAAUCUCACUUCCCAUCAAAGAAUUCACAGCGGGGAGAAACCCUAUCAGUGCUUGGAAUGUGGAAAGAGCUUUAGUCGGAAAGAAAGUGUCACUUCCCAUCAAAGAAUUCAUACUGGGGAGAAACCAUAUCAGUGCUUGGAAUGUGAAAAGAGCUUCAGUCAGAACACCCACCUCACUUCCCAUCAAAGAAUUCAUACAGGGGAGAAACCAUAUCGGUGCUUGGAAUGUGGAAAGAGCUUCAGUAAGAGGGCCCAUCUCACAGUCCAUCAAAGAAUUCACACUGGGGAGAAACCAUAUCAAUGUGUUGAAUGUGGAAACAGCUUCUAUUCCAAAGGGACUCUCACUUCCCAUCAAAGAAUUCAUACAGGGGAGAAACCAUAUCAGUGCUUGGAAUGUGGAAAGAGAUUCAACCAAAAGGAAAAUCUCAUUUCCCAUCAAAGAAUUCAUACAGGGGAGAAACCAUAUCAAUGUUUGGAAUGUGGAAAGAGAUUCAGCCGAAACUCUCAUUGCAUUUUCCAUCAAAAAACUCACAGUAGGGAGAAAUCAUAUCAGUGCUUGGAAUGUGGAAAGAGAUUCACCUGGAAAGGAAGUCUCACUUCACAUGAAAGAAUUCAUACAGGGGAAAAACCAUAUUAGUGCUUGGAAUGUGGAAAGAACUUCAGUAAGAGCACCAAGCUCAUACCCCAUCAAAUAAUGCACCACGGGGAGAAUCAUAGAAUCAUUGAAUUGUAGCAUUGGAAGGGACCUUAAGGUUAAUCUAGUUCAACCACCUGCAAUGUGGGAAUCUCAGCUGAAGCAUCCAUGACAUGACCUUCCAGCCUCUGGAAGGAGCAACCACCACCUUCUGAGGGAGUCCGUUCCACUGUUGAAUCAUAGAAUCGUAGAGUUGGAAGAGACCACAAGGGCCAUCCAGUCCAACCCCCUGCCAAGCAGGAAACACCAUCAAAGCAUUCUUGACAUAUGCCUGUCAAGCCUUUGCUUAAAGACCUCCAAAGAAGGAGACUCUACCACACUCCUUGGUAGCAAAUUCCACUGCGGAAAAUUGAACAGCUUCGACCACCAGAAAGCUCUUCCUUGAGAUAUUUGAAGGUGGCCUUCAUUCCACCAUCUCAGCCUCCUCUUUUCUGGGCUAAACACAGCCAGUUCUCUAUCUAAACCAUUCCUCACAAGGCUUGUUUUCCAGACCCUUGAUCAUCUUAGCCACCCUCCUCUGCACAUAACUGGACACAAUAUUCUAGGUGUAGUCUGUCCAAGCACUAGUCUGACAUUGAACUGGACACCAUACUUCAGUUGAUGCAGACAUUGGCCUUUUUGACUGCAGCAUCACACUGUUGACUCGUGUUAAACUUGUGGUUUACUAAGACCUCUAAAUCCUUUUCACUUGUACUAAUGUCAAGGCAAGUGUUACCCAUCGUAUAUAUGUGCAGCUGAUUAUUCCUGUGUUAGUGCAGAACUUUCAUUUGUCCUUAUUAAAAUUCAUUUAUUGCCUUUUUAUACCAUCUUUUCCUCUAAGGAGUACUUUUGCUGCAUGAGUAUACUUGUUAGCAGCUUUCAGUCCUUCAACAGAGUUUCUGGAAGCAGUGGUUAGCAGUUGAAGCUACACUUUGAGAAGAAACAUUCACAGACACCGUAAAACUCAGUCAAGUGUUUUAUUGCUUGACUGGUCAUAAAUGCUUCACAGUAACCCUAUUUACAAAAUGAUUAUUACAAAAGAAUUUCAGAAAUACACUGGAAAGAGAAGUUGCUGAACUGCAACUCAUUACCAAACUUGGAACCAUGGAGAGACCUGGCCUGAACAAAGACAUUGGAUUCUUAUCUCAUUAUACAUGGUAAAGCUAUCUUUAGCCAUCUCUCCCCUUGCUUUUUCCUGUAAGACAAAUUGCAGUCGUUAACAGUCAUCAACGAGUUUCCACACCUAUCAGUCAAACACCCAUUCCCACCACCCUCCUGAGAAUACCCCUCCCCACCCUCACACUAUAUAUGAGGGUCUGAAGAAGUGUGCAUGCACACGAAAGCUCAUACCAAUGACAAACUUAGUUAGUCUCUAAGGUGCUACUGGAAGAUUUUUUUAAAAUAUAUAUUUUGUUUUGCCUAUUUACAAUCAUUAUAGCAAGAGCUGUAACGGCAUACUUAAGUCUCACUCCCUCUUUCUUUUUAGCAGCGAGAUGCAGGCAGACACAAUCAAUAGGUUUAGGGAAGUUUUUAAUCUCUGAUAUUUUAAUGUAUUUUGGUAUUUGUUUGAAGCCGCCCAGGAUGGCAGGGGGAACCCAGCCAGAUGGGCGGGGUAUAAAUAAAUUUAUAAUAAUAAUAAUAAUAAUAAAGGCAGUCAUGACAACAACAGUUUGGAGAACCAGUGAAGGCACUGAAGGUCCUGUGUGAGUGCCUAGAGGCGGUUGGAGGAUGGAUGGCGGCUAACAUAUUAAGGUUCAAUUCUGACAAGACAGAAGUACUGUUUGUGGGGGACAGGAGGCGGGCAGGUGUGGAGGACUCCCUGGUCCUGAAUGGGGUAACUGUGCCCCUGAAGGAGGAGGUGUGCAGCCUGGGAGUCAUUUUGGACUCACAGCUGUCCAUCGAGGCGCAAGUCAAUUCUGUGUCCAGGGCAGCUGUCUAUCAGCUCCAUCUGGUAUGCAGGCUGAGACCCUACCUGCCUGCAGACUGUCUCGCCAGAGUGUUGCAUGCUCUAGUUAUCUCCCGCUUGGACUACCGCAAUGUCCUCUAUGUGGGGCUACCUUUGAAGGUGACCCGGAAACUACAACUAAUCCAGAAUGCGGCAGCUAGACUGAUGACUGGGAGCACGUUUCUGAGCACAAUUCAAAGCGUUGGUACUGACCUUUAAAGCCCUAAAUGGCCUCGGUCCAGUAUACCUGAAGGAGCAUCUCCAUCCCCAUCAUUCUGCCCGGACACUGAGGUCCAGUACCGAGGGCCUUCUGGUGGUUCCCUCGUUGCGAGAAGCCAAGUUGCAUAGAACCGCCCUGUGGAACGCCCUCCCAUUGGAUGUCAAAUAGAAAAACAGCUACUUUUUAGAAGACAUCUGAAGGCAGCCCUGUUUAGGGAGGCUUUUAAUGUUGAAUAGAUUAUUUUAUUUUUCUGUUGGAAGCCGCCCAGAGUGGCUGGGGAAACCCAGCCAGAUGGGUGGGGUAUAAAUAAAAAAUUAUUAUUAUUAUUUGUUGGUCAGUCAUUAGGAAAAGGAAAAAACAAAAGUUCUGCUUUUAUCAGCACUUCCAGCUGAAGCUGCGCAUGCUCAGAGUGCCACUCCCACUUAUAUACGACUGUUCUGGAAUCUUCUCACUGUUUCUGGAUGAAUGACUCCCGAACACCCCCUCUCAGUCAUAUAGAAACAGAAGGUAUAAUGACUUGGGUUCAGGUUCUGGCGUGGGUGGACUUGGCGCAGUGGUGGCAGGCGGAGUGGGGCAGAGGCGAGCUUGCAGUCGCCCUUGCAAUCGCCUAAAACUCACUGCUGCUGAUGUUUAAAUAUACAGUACAAUACUAAAAAUACCAGUGUUUUGAAUAUUUAAGAAAAUAUCAAAGUUCUGUUCGAUGUUUGAAAUAUUGAUUUCUUAAUUUGGGGUUCACAAUCCAUGUAUAAGACGAACCUAAUUUUUGACUAAGUUUUUUAAAGCAAAAAUCAUUGUCUUAUACAAGGAAAAAUAUGGUAAAUACAAAUGAUGGUUUCCUUUGCAAAGUGAACAGUUGCAAUUAUAUCUUUUUGCACUGU
Zootoca vivipara (common lizard) is the source of this 6827-nucleotide messenger RNA. Lineage: Eukaryota; Metazoa; Chordata; Lepidosauria; Squamata; Lacertidae. The record is from RefSeq and is a predicted model, not a curated record.